AGCCGACCGACUGAUCACUCUGCCAACAACCCAAAUUACAACUAGUAAAGAUGAUGAGAGCAUACGACCGUCUGCCGGAAGGAGAGGCAGAUCAUACCCGCAGUGGGGAAGAGGGCACCGUCCUCUUUGAGGCACGUCCCUUGUUGGACAAUGACGGGGCCAAUGUUGCAUUGGAAGCACCUUUGCAAAGUUCAGAAGCCGCCACGACGCCAAUACCGCCGCCUCCUUCACGGUCUGCCCUGGUGACUACAAGGAACGACGGGGUGUUUGCAAACCUUAGUGCAAAGCCAGAGGUGUCCGCGGCACCAGAAGGCAAGACCUACGAAGAGUUCGAACCACCGUCGUAUGCUGAGGUUGUCCAAGACCCAGCUCCAUCAUACUAUGAGACCACGGUGAUAACAAAUGGGAUUGGAGAAGAUGGUGAAGUGCUCAUUGAAGGCAUGCCUGUUGGAGACUUUUUCACAUACUUUGUCAACAUGUUGGUAUCCAUGAGCUUUGACUUCAUUGGAUUCCUUUUGACUGCGAUCCUGGCUACAUCUCACGCUGCACGAGCUGGUGCUCGUAGUGGUUUCGGCAUUACCCUUAUUCGUUACGCCUUUUACUUGCGAACACGGGACGCCCAGGAUGACUUAAAAUACUAUGAUCCCUAUGACCCUGACAAACAGCCAGAGGACGAUGAGAACGUCGUUGUUGAGAGUUAUUGGCUUUCGUACUUUUUAAUGUUUAUUGGCUUCUUCAUCCUAAUGCGCUCGAUUGGGGAUUACAUUCAAGCCCGAAGGUUGCAAACCGUGAUUUUGGCCUCGUCAGAAGCACCUCCCGUAUGACAUGGCUAUAGACACUUGUCCACCAUCCUGUAUCUUAUUGUAUUAUGUUUCUACGUAAAGAUUAUAUGGCCUCUUCCUGUUUGUAGUAAUGCAACCACUUGUUUUUGGAAUAUCAUAGUAUGCAUUUUGCGCAGCCGCUUACCAAAUGGCGUGUUCUUGGAUGCCGCGUCGCCUACGUGUUUCCUCAAAGUGUCCGUGGUAUAUGGACGUUUCCUGGGCGAUUGAGCACAACAGUGGCAAAUAUGGUUGACAUUCUAGCAGAUCUCAAGGCUGAAUUGGCUGAAUUUGACGAAUUUGUAGAUAGCUACACUACAAAAAUGAACGAGAUAUUAUCGGGGAGGGUCACGGAUGAAGAGAAAGCUUGGGCACAGAGAGAGUUGACACAGGAUAAUAAAAGUGAUGCGGCGACGUCACGUUCAGAUGCCAGUAAUCGAGCUCCUAUCCGACUGCCAAAACGAGACACCAGAGCACCGUUAGGGUCCCCCAAGCUCGAUUACUCAAAGUGGGACGCUAUUAACCCAGAUGCAGAAGAGGAACAGAGAAACAUUGCGCUAGCAGCGGAAAAGAAAGGAUCCACAAAACAGAAGCAUGAGCCAACGAAGCGAGUGACAGCUGCAGAAAAAAUACGUCAAUCAGCGAAUCAGCAUCGUGAAACUGGUAAUAAAUAUUUCAAGGAUCGUAAAUACCAUGAAGCGAUUGAAGAAUACACUUCAGCCAUCAACAUAUAUCUGAACCCGCCUCAAGAAAGCGAUCCACUGCUGCUAACACUGGACCGGCUGAUUCCGUCCAAGACUAUCGUUGACGCCACUCUGUUCACCAACCGUGCACUUGCAUAUCUCCGAUUAAAGGAGUUCAAGCAAGCUGUCGAAGAUUGUAGCGAAGCCCUCAAAGUUGAUGCGAGUUGUGCAAAAGCACUGUGGAGAAGGGCAGAAGGUCACCGUGGUCUUCGACAAUAUGAGGAAGCCAUCAAAGAUGUUCUUAAAGUCAAGCAGAUGGUCACAGACUAUGAGGAAGCUAAGAAGAAAAUCAAUCGAUGCAAAAAGACUGUAUGUAACCCUGGGGUUACCCUAGCCGAAGUUGACAGACUGCUAGAUGGUAUAGAGAGGGAGCAUUUAGAUAUGAAAGCUGAGGAAGCGCUGAAAGAAGAUUUAGAACAUGAUGGUUCCAACAUGAUCAUGGAAGGAUUACUGGACGGUUUCGUACGGGAGAUAAAAAAUGCUAUUGAAUUACCACCAUCGAACAAGUACAAUGACCGUAUAGUAUCUGCCUCGGACAUGCUCGUAAGGCUAUUGGACACCGAUACUAUCGUUUCUGACGCCUUUCGACUAUGUGGUGGUUUCCAUCGCCUCCUCAACCCGGACAUUCUCACUUCGUCAUCAGUCAACUUUAUUCUUCCCGUAAUAGCGCGAGCCACCUCUGGCGUCGAUGCCAACCGACGAGAACUUUGUCAAUACCUAAACCACAUGAUAACGACCAUGCUUGCCACCCAAAAACCUCCUCUCAAAACCAUCAGCGCCGCUGCCGAAAUACUUUCUUCUGGUGUAGCUGAGGACACCUUCGCGGAAGCCCUCUGCCACUCCAACGUGGUUGGAGAAACAUUUGGAAGAUUCGUGCUGGCAUUUUUAGGUGGAGAAACGGAUGGUGUCGCCACUAGCUCUACUAUUGUCGGGCAUAUGCUUAAACUGCUUGGGAGAAUAAUGCGAUAUACUCCGAAAGGCCCUGACAUCGUUAUGGUCAAAUGGCGGGUAUCGCCCGACAAGCUUUUAGCGACCUUACCCAUUCAUGUCAAAGAGUACAAACUGGCUAAUGACGAAACAACAGAGGCGCUGACAGUUCAUGCUUGUCGCUGUAUUGAUGCAAUCGCAGGCACCUCGAAUCCCAAAUUUACAGCGGCCCUCAAGCAGUACCACGAACCUCUCAUCGACUCCAUAUGGGAAACGAUACACCGGCUUUCACCUACCAACCCGACAUCUACGGCUUCCACUCUCGUCCUUCACCUCCUUGCCACAUAUCACAACCUUUUGCACAACACACCAGCACACCCAACGCUCCUCAGCACUCACAGCAUAAUUACGACCCUCGUACACCUUCUAACAACACACCCACGAGCUUCCAUCUCAUGUCUCGCAAAGCUUCUCCGCUUCCACUUGGAAGAAGUUACAGUGGCGCUGGACGGGUGGUGGGAUAUUGUUCCCAUGAUAAGCCUUAUUCGUGACCCUGCUGGAGAGGGUACAAGGACAGCAGCAGCCCAAGUUCUAGCAGCCUGGCUGAAAGGUGGAGAGCGGAGAGUGGCAGAGUGGGAGAAGCAAAAUGGCUUUGAAGCACUUGUGGAUGUUCUCCUUGAAUUGUCAGAAGGACAGGAACUUAAAGAAGAUGAAAAAACCGCAGGCAAUAUUGCGCUGUGUAUCGCCGAGUGUGCGACCAAAACUAACCACGCCAAGAAGUUGCAUAAACUUAACGCAACCGAACCCCUCGUGUACCUCCUCCGUAGCGCCAAGAUGCCUACAGUACAACGAAACCUUGCAAUAGCCUGUGCUCGACUAUGCCAAAAUUCCGACGCACUAGAUCGAGUAAGGGAAUUGAAGGGUGUGGAGCUUAUGUACAGCCUUGGAACCAAAAUAUUGUAGGCCGGCAUCCCUCUCAAUCACAAUAUAUGAAUGGCAGUCCGCCAAAGCACAAGGCAACAAAUAACGAUCUAAAUGGCCACAACGACCAGAAAAUAACAAUUACUCGGACCCAG
Molecule: messenger RNA, 3564 nt
Organism: Spizellomyces punctatus DAOM BR117
Lineage: Eukaryota; Fungi; Chytridiomycota; Chytridiomycetes; Spizellomycetales; Spizellomycetaceae
Exons: 6
Coding region: 944-3451 (835 amino acids)
Molecular function (GO): protein binding
Source: RefSeq, a predicted model, not a curated record